Sesamum indicum (sesame) is the source of this 1326-nucleotide messenger RNA. RefSeq names its product 3-hydroxyacyl-CoA dehydrogenase family protein. The record is from RefSeq and is a predicted model, not a curated record. NCBI's taxonomy places the organism in Eukaryota, Viridiplantae, Streptophyta, Magnoliopsida, Lamiales, Pedaliaceae. Gene Ontology annotation, molecular function: oxidoreductase activity, acting on the CH-OH group of donors, NAD or NADP as acceptor; NAD+ binding. Gene Ontology annotation, biological process: fatty acid metabolic process.
CAUUGUCAUUAACUAUUAUUGCGAGACAUAAGAAUAGACAGGCGUCGUGUGACGGUGGUCCUGGCGGACACAUGGCGGAGAUUAGGAGUGUGGGUGUGGUGGGUGGCGGUCAAAUGGGCUCCGGCAUAGCACAGCUCGUCGCCGUCAACGGCCUUGAAGUCUGGCUCCAUGACUCGGACUCCACUGCUCUCUCUAAAGCCCAUCAAUCAAUCUCUUCCACAAUCCAAAGCCUCGUCUCCAAAGGCCGUCUCACCAAGGAAAAAGGUGCUGAAGCUGUAAGGAACUUAAAGUAUACUUCAAGUUUAGAAGAUUUUGGUUCCGUGGAUAUAGUAAUUGAGGCUAUUGUGGAGUCUGAGGAGGUGAAAAAGAAGUUGUUUACUCGAUUGGAUAGCAUCGUAAAAGAGUCUGCGAUCUUGGCUUCUAAUACCAGUUCAAUUUCAAUAACUCGUUUAGCUUCUGCAACCAGCCGGCCUAGCCAGGUGAUUGGAAUGCAUUUCAUGAAUCCUCCACCUAUUAUGAAACUGGUUGAGAUUAUCAGAGGAGCUAAUACGUCAGACGAUACAUUCAAUGCCACAAAAUGCUUGGCAGAGAGGCUCGGCAAGAAAAUUGUUUGUUCUCAGGAUUUCUCCGGCUUCAUCGUAAAUCGGAUUCUGAUGCCGAUGAUAAAUGAAGCGUUUCAUGCACUCUACACGGGAGUGGCAACAAAGGAAGACAUCGAUGCAGGAAUGAAGCUGGGAACAAACCACCCAAUGGGUCCGCUUGAGCUGGCUGAUCACAUCGGACUUGAUGUUUGCUUGUCGAUCAUGAAAGUCCUCCAUGCCGGCCUUGGUGAUAGUAAAUACGCACCUUGCCCUCUACUCGUGCAGUAUGUUGAUGCUGGUCGCCUUGGUAGAAAGAAGGGUGUUGGUGUGUACAAAUACAGCAAAAUGUGAAGAAAUGAUACCAUCAGUUGGACUUUGAAUAAAAAUAUAGCAGCAAGGAUCUUGAUGACGUCUUGUGUAAUAAUCUUACACGGCUUGAUGAUAUUGAGGUCAUGUGUUCAUCAGCUUAAACUAGUUCAGUCAUUCAGAAUCUCUGGUAAAUUCUUUCUACAGGAUAAGCUCUGUAAUCAUCUGAUGCACUAUGUUUUCCAUUGUAAUACGAACGAAAUCCUACUAAAGCAAUAGAGGUUAGUGUAGGUUACAGUGAAAGGCCAUUCACUCUGAUACUUGCCAACCUCCUACUAAAUGUGCACUUUGGACAACCCACAGAUGUCAUACUCAUACCUAUAUUGUAUUGUAUGUGAAUUUACUUUUAAAUUAUAUCUUUUAAUUUUAAUAAAAAGAA